This is a messenger RNA of Pelodiscus sinensis (Chinese soft-shelled turtle), 1624 nucleotides long. NCBI's taxonomy places the organism in Eukaryota, Metazoa, Chordata, Testudines, Trionychidae. The record is from RefSeq and is a predicted model, not a curated record.
GCUUAGUCCUGCUGUGGGUACAUUGUUUUUGCAUAAGAGAGAGCCAAGACUGCACUAGAAGCAAGGUUCCCCCAUUGAGAGCUCAGCUGAAAUCACUGAGAGCUGGGUGGAACCUCAAGAGACCAACUCGCAGGUGGCAGCAGAAGGUGACAGUGCAGGGCUAUUGGCAACAGGGCGAUGGAGUGAACGGUGGCACAAUGAACAACAAUGGCCAGAGCAAACAGUGAGCAGCUGGAUGAACAAGCAAGGUGCCUUCUUGUCCCCUACCUGGGAGGUACACUCACGUGAAUGCACCUCUGAUCUCUGAGUCUCCACUGACCAAGAACAACACCGGUCAAAGUGAAAAUGAAAAGACAAAAAACAAUACAACAAUUUUUCCACUCAAAGGCCUCAAAAACUAACCAAGGUGAAGAACAUAUCAAGAACCAAGAAUAUAUCAACAUGUCAUCUGAAGGGUCAAGUGGUGUAUCUACAUCCGACCAGCCCGAAGCACAAAUACAGCUUCCUACUGAAGAAACAGUGUCUUCAAAACCUAAAUGUAGUUCCCGAUGUUUGUUGAUCAAAGUGUUCCCAUUUACUGAAGUUACAAAAGAUGGCUACUGGUGCACCUCUUGCAAAAAAACUUACGAAGAAGGAAAGCUUUCCAAUGCUAUAACUGGUAAAAGUGGAGGAGCUUGGUUUGUCAGACCGAUCAGCAAAGCCAAUGCUGACAAACUACGUGAAAAGGCAGCAAAACACCAGGCCUCUGGACUGUAUCAACAUGCAGAAAGCCUUAUAAACCCACUUUCAAAGCCAAUUUUAGAAGUACUUAAUGAGGCUGUUAAGAAUGCUGGAGACACAACACAGUUCAUGCAAACAAACAUGGCUGUGGCAUCAUACUUUCUAUUUAAGCAAGAAAUACCACACACUACAAACUGGAGGCCAAUGUUAAGUGCAUUGUCACUUGUUCAUCCUGAAGCUGAACACUGGUUCCAAACAAGACCAGCAAAUGCUUACUAUCUUUCUGCAAGAAACUCAGCUGACUGGCUAGAAGCAUGCGGUGCAACAGUGAAAGACUCAACAGUUGAAAAAGUGAAGAACUCUCUCACCACAUUCAAAAAAUUUGCAUACAUGGCUGAUGAAUGCACCAAUGGAAAUGGGCAUCAAGUAUUAAGUCACUGUGUAUGUUAUCUUGAUGUCAGUGGUAGGCCAGUAAAUGCAUUUCUAGAUGUUCAAGUUAUAGAAAACACAUCGGCUGCAUCUGUGACAACCCACAUCUUAGAGUUUAAUGCUUGUCAAUUGGACCUCAAACAGACUGUUGCUUGUGCAUUAGAUGGAGCUGCAAACUUCUCUGGAAGACAUGGUGGAGUACAAGCUUUGCUCAGAAAAGUAUAACCCUAAUCUUUCCUAUACACACUGCAGAGGCCAACUACUCCAACUAGCACUAGUACGAGCUGCAGAAUCUUCAAGACAUUAAAAAAGCUAUAAAUUUGAUGUUCUUCAUUAUAUUCUUUUUUCAGUAAGAGUCCAAAAGACUGAAUAGCUUGGAAACUAUAGAAGAUACACUGGGACUGAAGUUCAAAUUAGUCCAACCUGGGAAAACCCACAGGCUUUCUCAUGAGUGAUCCUUGGCUAUUGUCUCAAA